Molecule: messenger RNA, 543 nt
Organism: Aureococcus anophagefferens
Lineage: Eukaryota; Pelagophyceae; Pelagomonadales; Pelagomonadaceae
Gene: ABC23
Exons: 1
Molecular function (GO): ATP binding; ATP hydrolysis activity
Source: RefSeq, a predicted model, not a curated record
GUCACGCUCGUCGUGCCCCGGCGGGGCGUGCUGCCCGUCAUGGGCCCGUCGGGCAGCGGCAAGUCGACGCUGCUCGAGGUGCUCUCCGGCCGGCGGCGCGGCGGUUUCGCGAGCGGCGAGGCCCUCUUCGGCGGCUGGCCGCUGUCCGCGCACCGGCGGGGCACGGUCGCGUUCGCGCCGCAGGACUGCGCGGACCUGCUCGACGGCGGGCUCACGGCGCGCGAGACGCUCGACUUCGCCGCCGCGCUCCGCAUGCUCGGCGCGCGCACCGCCGCGCGCGCGGCCCAGGUCGACCGCGUGCUCGACGCGCUCGAGCUGUCGCGGUGCGCGGCGUCGCGCUGCGCCGUGCUCUCGGGCGGCGAGCUCCGGCGCGUGUCCAUCGGCGAGGAGCUCGUCGGCUCGCCCGCCGUCCUCCUCUGCGACGAGCCGACGACGGGCCUCGACAGCGCGACGGCGCUGUCCGCGCUCCGGGUCCUCGCGGGCCUGCCGGCCGCGCGCGACGUGACCGUCGCCUUCUCGCUGCACCAGCCGCCCUACGGCGCC